This is a messenger RNA of Zea mays, 1182 nucleotides long. RefSeq names its product B-box zinc finger family protein. Gene Ontology annotation, molecular function: zinc ion binding. The transcript has a single exon. The record is from RefSeq and is marked provisional. NCBI's taxonomy places the organism in Eukaryota, Viridiplantae, Streptophyta, Magnoliopsida, Poales, Poaceae. The coding region runs from base 330 to 1010 and encodes 226 amino acids.
AGAGCCACGCUGCUUCCCGGCCGAAGCCUCCGUCCGCGGCUCCGCGCCCACGGUUUCCAUUCCACCCCCCAGGCCCCAGGCUUGCGCCGACUCGCCACUUGUACCGCCGGCCGGUUUCGCCGAAGGACGAAACGCCUCGCGCGCGGAGACCUGCAUAUAAGCCGGCCGCGUGUCGUCCGGCGCUCCCGGUACAGGCGAUCCGUUCAUCAUCCGCUGCAAACCACCAGGCACCAGCUCCGCGCGCAGAGGCCGGAGGACUACGACCGACGAGGGCGACGAACACCAAGGCUCCGAAGUCCGAGGAGGCAGGAAGCGGGAGGACGUCGGGAAUGGGCGCUGCUCGUGACUCCGCGGCGGCGGGCCAGAAGCACGGCACCGGCACGCGGUGCGAGCUCUGCGGGGGCGCGGCGGCCGUGCACUGCGCCGCGGACUCGGCGUUCCUCUGCCUGCGCUGCGACGCCAAGGUGCACGGCGCCAACUUCCUGGCGUCCAGGCACGUGAGGCGGCGCCUGGUGCCGCGCCGGGCCGCCGACCCCGAGGCGUCGUCGGCCGCGUCCAGCGGCUCCUCCUGCGUGUCCACGGCCGACUCCGCGGAGUCGGCCGCCACGGCACCGGCUCCGUGCCCUUCGAGGACGGCGGGGAGGAGGGCUCCGGCUCGUGCGCGGCGGCCGCGCGCGGAGGCGGUCCUGGAGGGGUGGGCCAAGCGGAUGGGGUUCGCGGCGGGGCCGGCGCGCCGGCGCGCCGCGGCGGCGGCCGCCGCGCUCCGGGCGCUCGGCCGGGGCGUGGCCGCUGCCCGCGUGCCGCUCCGCGUCGGGAUGGCCGGCGCGCUCUGGUCGGAGGUCGCCGCCGGGUGCCGAGGCAAUGGAGGGGAGGAGGCCUCGCUGCUCCAGCGGCUGGAGGCCGCCGCGCACGUGCCGGCGCGGCUGGUGCUGACCGCCGCGUCGUGGAUGGCGCGCCGGCCGGACGCCCGGCAGGAGGACCACGAGGAGGGAUGGGCCGAGUGCUCCUGAGUUCCUGAUCCAGACGGGCCCACGUCCGUUGCUGCCGUGCCGCCGCUGCACCUGCACUGUGUACCGAGCCGGACCUCCGAGAUAGACUCGGGAGAAAAAUGUAACAACGUGUGGGCGACGUUUGUUUGUUUGUUCUUUUUCUUCUUAAUCAAAUAAAUAUAUCGUAGGCGUA